AGAUAUGAGGAUCAUCAACCCAACGGAGCUGCAGGCAGACACAGCAAGCCAGGAGCUGUACUCUGCCGAGCACCAAACUAUCAGCAUCGAGGAACUUGGGGAGCGCUUUCAGGAGUGCAUCGAGGCUGUUGAAGAACUGGAGAGGGAGAGGGACUAUCUUAUCCAAGAACUCAUGCAACUGCGGGAACCGGCCUUGGAGGAAAUCAAGCAAGCCCAUGAAGAGAUCCUUGAAGCCUACAGGUUGCAUGCCAAGGUAGAGCUUGAAAGGGACAGCUUGAGGGAUGAGAUUCGGCAAGUGAAACGCAAGCUGUUCAGGGUGACACGGGAAUGCGUGGCAUGCCAGUAUCAGCUGGAAACCAGGAGACAUGAUGUGGCACAGUAUGCCAUCUACCGGGAAGAACUGGAAAGCAGGGUCAGCCAGCUCUCAGAGGAACUGUCCCAGCUGAGAGAGACUUGUGUGAGAGAAAAGGAACAGUUCAGCCUGCAACUAAAGGUCCCCAGGCGACAAAGGGACAGCUGUUAUCUCCAGGAGAGCAGGCGGCUCUCCAUGGAGUUUGAGAGCUUUGUGGCAGAGAGUCGCCAGAGCCUAGAAGAACAGUAUGAGCCCAAGUUAAUGCGUCUCUUGGAACGCAGAGAAGCCAGCUGUAAAGCUUUGCAAAAGACACAGGGCGAGAUCCACAGGCUGAAAGAAACUCUGCGACCAUUGCAGGGAGAAGUGAGCAAGCUACGGCUGCAGAACAGGAACCUGGAAGAACAAAUCCUGCUCAUCAAGCAAAAACGGGAUGAAGAAGUUCUUCAUUACAGGGAGCAGGUUGAGGAGAUGGAAGAAAGGCUGAGAGAGCUAAAGAAUGGAGUAAAACUUCAGCAGUACAAGAAUAAGGAAUUGGAGGAAGUGAAGACCAGCUUGCACCAGGAGCUAUCUAUCUACAAAGAUUGCUUAGAAAUAUAUGGACAACUCUGCAAGACGGAAGCAAAUCAAGACAAAGACUGAAAUUUGUAAACAUGGACUUUUUAUAUCUAUAUAUAGUUAAACUGCAGUCUCAUUAGUAAGAAUGACAGAAACAGGCCUGAAAUCUAGCAGCAACUAACAGACAAGACUUUUAGAUGAUGGUUUGCAUCUUCUAUUACUUUGAAAAGAGUUUUGAAUGAACUUCUGAAGCUUAGUACUUUGCACUGGACAGACUGUCAUUUAAUAAUUAUGUACAUUUUGAAGCUGAAGGUGGUACAAAGCCAAUGUUUUCGCAAGUGUACCAAUACUGGCCUUUGGUAUAAAAAGCUAUUUGAGAAUGAGUGAUUUAUUUCUUUAAGGCAUCUGCUUGUAACUUUGAUGUAUUAUAGAAAAGAAGACAGAAGUAAAAUCUUAAUUAAAUUUUUAAAAUACAAGAA
Molecule: messenger RNA, 1386 nt
Organism: Heteronotia binoei (common prickly gecko)
Lineage: Eukaryota; Metazoa; Chordata; Lepidosauria; Squamata; Gekkonidae
Gene: SYNC
Product: syncoilin, intermediate filament protein
Exons: 3
Coding region: 5-991 (328 amino acids)
Cellular component (GO): intermediate filament
Source: RefSeq, a predicted model, not a curated record